Messenger RNA from Colletotrichum gloeosporioides, 4596 nucleotides. RefSeq names its product Nucleoporin. Gene Ontology annotation, cellular component: nuclear pore. The transcript is spliced from 3 exons. Gene Ontology annotation, biological process: RNA export from nucleus; protein import into nucleus. Bases 1 to 4596 code for a protein of 1531 amino acids. Gene Ontology annotation, molecular function: structural constituent of nuclear pore; protein binding. Lineage: Eukaryota; Fungi; Ascomycota; Sordariomycetes; Glomerellales; Glomerellaceae. The record is from RefSeq and is a predicted model, not a curated record.
AUGGCUUUCGGCUUCUCGAACCAAGGAAACGCCAUGCUUGGAAGCACGGCUGGAGGCGGAGGACUGAAUCAAGGCCCCGAGCUGGAGGUGAUCCAGACCGAGGCGCUUGGUUUCAAAUCGAUUGCCGGAGACGCGAAGCUCCGGCUGACGUCCGCAUGGUCCCCUGCACCCGCCGACACGGCCUCCCUCCUCAGCAUCGCUCCCCGCCGGGGACUCGUCGCCGCCGCCGGCCCCGAUGGUAUCACGAUCGCCUCGACCGAAUCUGUGCGCAAGGGUUUCGAAGCCGAUUCUAAGGAGAGCGACAGCUCCGAUGUCCGCGCCUUCCAGCCCCAGGUGAAGCUGCCCAUGCCCAUGAGGGUUUCGCAGCUCGCUUUCAGCGCCGACGAGAACUUCCUGAUUCUUUCUGCCGAAAGUGGUGGCGGUCUGGCCGUCUAUGAGACACAGAGCCUGCUGAACGGCGGUACUCAGGCGGCCUUCGAGCUUGCGACGAACGGGGAGACACUGAGGGCGCUAGUACCGAACCCUACAGUCGAGAAGGCAGAAUUGGUUGCCAUUGUGACGAAUAACGGGAACCUGCACAUGGCAAACUUGAAGGAGAGGAAUAUCAGCAAUGCUCUCAAGGCGCAGGUCAGCUGCUUAAGCUGGAGUACCAAAGGAAAGCAGCUUGUCGCAGGCUUGGCAGAUGGUACUAUCUUUCAAAUGACCCCCGAGGGCGAGGAAAAGGGGCAGAUCCCACGACCGCCCAGCGUAGAAAACGCUCACGUGUCUUCUCUGAGUUGGCUGGAAAAUCACCUCUUCCUGGCCAUCCAUACCUCAACAAAAGAAUCUCCUCCGACAUCAGUAUACCACAUAAUCACCAGAAAGCUCCCGUCAGACUUCACAUUUCAGAAGCUCACAGACCCCGUCGACCCCUUUGGCGCAGAGAACACUCCUCAUCACUCAAUAUUACGACUGAAAGACUUCCCUCCUAACCUUACGGAUCUAUUGAUUGUCGCGUCCACAGCAUCCCCUGACAUCGGCCUUCUCAGCAGAUCGAAGACGCCGCUGUCUCCGGAUAAGCCAGCAGACACUAUCUCCAAUGUUUUCACAACAACAGAGCUUCUCGACGACUCUAAGCGUGCGUCUCUCCCUAUGACGGAAGACUUCCAGAACACAGUCCCGAUUGGCGUUGCCCUCGACCUGUCGAGCAAAGAGAAGGUCUACAAGCCUCUGCCUGCGGACGAGGAGCUCGAGGACUCACCGGGGCCUCUGCCGGGCUUCUGGGUCUUGAACCAUGAGGGUGUUUUGAGCUCAUGGUGGAUCGUGUACGAGGACUCCAUCAGAGGAGGCACAACUUACCCUGGCAUGGCUGUGCUUGACACGUCUGCUCCAGCGCCUGCUCCUACACCCUCGGCGCCUGCAGCAGCUGCGUCACCUUUCGGCGCACCCUCUCAGCCAUCAGCGUUCGGCUCUUCUGCGAGCUCGACGCCAGCAUUCGGUGCCCCCUCUGCUUUGGGCGGUGGCCAAAAGCCGGCAAACCCUUUCGGCAGCGGCGGAUCCACCCCUGCGUUUGGCGGCAGCUCUGCGCUAGGAGCCAAGAGCUCACCAUGGGGCACAUCAAAUGCCUUGGGAUCUGCAACCGGCACCUCGUCAACAGUAUCAACGUUUGGAAGCACCGCGUUUGGUGGCAACACAUCUGCUGCUUCGCCUUUCGGCCAAACUUCCACUCCGAAGUCGACGUUCGGGAGCGGCGGUGCAUUCGGCAGUGGCAGCGCCUUGGGCAGCACUCCUGCUGCCGCUACCUCUAGCCCAGCUUUCGGUCAGCCUUCAUCUUUUGGGCAGUCCUCGGCCCUUGGUGGAAAUAAGUCUCCCUGGGCAGCUGCAGGUUCAGGCUCAGCCACUGCAGGGUCGACAUUCGGACAGCCAAGCACCUUCGGCUCUGGAAACAAGAGUGUGUUUGGUAGCGGCUCGAUACCGACAACCGCGGCUACUCCUUCACCAGGGGGUGGUUUCGCAGGGUUUGCAUCGUCUGGCGGCUUUGGUUCGCUUGGAAACAAGAACGCCAACGAAGGCGGUAGCGUGUUUGGAAGCAAACCCUCCUCAAGCCCUUUUGCUUCGGGCCAGUCGCCUUUCUCAUCCACCAAAGAUACUGCGUUUCCACCACCCAGCCAGAAGCCCAGCAGUGGGGCUGGAGUCAAUCCUUUCGCCGGUCAGCCCUUCAAGUUGGAAAGCAGUUUCAAGCCUGAUCCUUCUGCAAAGGACGAUGACGAUGACGAAAAGCCUGCUACCAGUGGCGGAUCCUCGUUCUUCGGCGGCGGCUUCAGCUCGGCCCUUGGAGAUGCUAAGACGCAGACAACACCUACUAAGGAGCAGAGCAUGGACACAACGGAAGAGACACCCAAGCCCAAAUCAGUUUUCGAUUUGCCCUCCACGACACCCAAGGAGACACCUGCUCCUAACAAGGGACUGUUCGGACUCGGGACUGCGCCGCAAAAUGGCCGAAGUCUGUUUUCCAAGCCCUCGCCAAAGUCCUCGUCGUCAGGCUUCAAGCUGGAGCCCCAGAGUAAGACUCCCACGGAUGCUCCCUUGCCACCCGACUCAACGAGCAGGGUUGAGUAUCCUCUGGGAGAGUCGUCUUCGUCCUCAGGCGGGGCAAGUAAGGCUUCCCCGAAGGCAGGCGAUGCUCCUCUUCCCCCUGACUUUCUCACGACGCCAAAAGCAUCUCAGACGAAGGCUGUCGAUGACCCGCUUCCUCCCGAUUUCCUUAAGCCUAAGCAAUCGACGAAGUCAUCAGAUGCCGCACCAUUGCCCCCUGACUUCAUCACCCCCAAACCUAGUAAGGCUGUGCCAUCGACUACACCUCCGACAGCACUGCCAUUACCCGCGGAGGAGAAGCCGAAGCAGACGGCGCCAGCGGCUGCCCCCGACUUCCUCAAGAUGCCCAAGCAGUCUCUCACACAAGCAACCUGGUCAUCCACGCCCGUCAGUGAGACGCCCGCUAAGGAGCCAGAAGACGCUCCCCUGCCACCCGAUUUUAUCACCAAACCCAAGACGAACGACCUCCCGGCCAUCCCAACUGUCCCGGAUAGCGACCACGACAGCGAUCUGGAGGAGGACGAAGAAGGUUCCGAGGGUAGUGGAGUCGACGUCGCAAAGGAUCUUAGCCCGUCCAUUGUGGCCAUGACUCCCAAUGCAGGUCUGACUCCUCAAAGCUCUUUCGGUGGUGUUAGCAGUAGCACUUACUCAAUUCCGCGCACAGAGGAAGAGAGACCACGACAUUCGCUAUUCGGCAACAAUGUGCCCACACUCCCUCGUCCUUCGCAAACGAGCCCACGAUCUCCCAGCCCUGUCAGGGCCGCUAUUCCGGGACGCCUGCGUCAAGAGUCAGCUCGCUCGGUUAGUGCCCCUGGCAUGGCUUCUCAAAUUCUCGGCGCCCAGAGAAAGCAGCCUUCCCAGAUGGGCAUGUCCAUAGUCGGUUCUAAGCCCACAAUGGAGGACCCGUUCGUUGCGCAGCAGAGGUUGGCGCGCCAGAGGAGACAAGCUGAGGAGACGCGAACUUUGGAGGACGAGGAGGACGAUGAGAUUCAGAAGAUUCUUGCAUCCAAGAUCGAGCCCAGUCUCAAGCUGGACGACUUCAUCGCGCACUCCAACGUGGUGCCGUCAGCAAAGGAAACCAUCCCCGCGCAAGUCGAAGCCGUCUAUCGUGACAUCAACUCCAUGAUUGACACUCUUGGUCUGAACGCUCGAUCGUUGGCAAGCUUCAUCGUAGGACACGAUGUUGGCUUCAAGCAGGGUGGUCGUCGCAAGGAAGACCUUGAAAACCCCGAAGACUGGGUCUUGUCUGAGAUCGACGAGCUCGGCGAGGUCAUCGACAGAUCUCUCGCCCGGGACCUAGAAUAUGGCCGUGUUCAAGAUGUAGAAGAGAAGCUGGAGGCUUGCAACGAACUUGCGCGUGAGAUGUCCCGCCUGCGGUCGAAGCAGGACGACCUCAAGAAGAUUAUGAUGGUCAGACUCGAUCCCGACCAGGCCGACAUCAGUCGCUCCUUACCUUUGAGCGCCGAACAAGCUGCUCAGCAGAACGAGUUGCGUCGUGAGUACGCCAACUUCUCCAAACUCCUCGCCGAGGUGGAGGAAGCCUUGACGCUUCUUAAGACCAAGCUCGCAUCAGUAAGCAGUGCGUCUGGCAAGGGCAACUCCAAUGUCCCCACUGUCGAGGCCGUUAUGCGCACCAUCAACAAGAUGACCAGCAUGGUCGAGAAGCGAUCUGGCGACAUUGACGUUCUCGAGAACCAGAUGCGGAAGCUGCGCUUCUCGUCGGUUAACAGCCGCGAGGGCUCUCCGAUGGCCACCCCUCAGAGGAACAGCAGGUCGCUCAUUUUCUCCCCCGAGCGUAUGGCCACGGCGUCACCUGGCACUCUCCGCAACUCCCUCGUAUCCUCGGUCGCUUCGUACGGCGUUCGUGGCACGCCUCCCCGCAAGAAGCUGUCUGGCCUCAGCCAAGAUGAGAAGUCAGAACUGAUGGCGAAACGGGCCAAGAGACAGGCCGUCUUGAACAAGCUCAAGGCAAAUGUCGAGAGGGCCGGCGUGAGUGUGUGGACCCUAGAGGAUGCGGAGUAG